Messenger RNA from Staurois parvus, 1092 nucleotides. NCBI's taxonomy places the organism in Eukaryota, Metazoa, Chordata, Amphibia, Anura, Ranidae. The record is from the annotation of a GenBank genome assembly.
AUGGUAUGGUUCGGCUUCGGGUUCAGAGGAUUCGGGCAACUAGAACAGGGGGAGGGGCAGACUUUACUCCUCCCCGAACCGGUUCAGAUUAGAGGCUUAGAUCCGGAUCAGAAGAAGAUCCUCAGAGCGGCGCCCUCCUGGAGUUACUCGGCUUUUGUGACAGAAGAUGGCGGUUUACUUCUCUCCGGAUUUGUUGGUGGAUCUCCCCAGCGGUACCUCCAUUUCUGUGGUCUGGAUUGUCAGGAUGUCCUGCUAUCAGAGAAGUACAUGAUUGUUCUAAUGAAGGACAGGGUGGAGUGCUGGAACACUGGCUCCCUACAUCCCGAUGGAACACUGCCAGAGCCCAUGUGGAAAAUGGCGGUGUCUGCUGGAAAUAAAUCUGUCUUCCCCUUGGUGGGCAAUGGAUAUGUAUUACUUGAGCCUCCAUUCUUCAGGGAGCUCCCGCUCACAGUGCAGGCUCAGAGGAUUGCACUAGGGAAUGAACACGUUGUACUGCUGACCUCGGAUGGAAGAAUAAUGACCUGGGGAGCCGGCAGACAUGGGCAGCUGGGACAUGGAGAUGUAGAAGAUGUCUGGGAACCUCGCAUAGUGGAAGCUUUACAUGGGGUACCAAUGAAAGAAGUGGCAGCUGGAGGAUGGCAUUCAGCCAGUAUCAGUGAAGGUGGAGACAUUUAUUGCUGGGGAUGGAAUGAAUCUGGUCAGCUUGGACUUCCAUCAAAGACACAAGAAAAUACAAUACUUUAUUCCUGCUCAGGAGUGACCCUGCAGGAUGCAAGUGCAAAGGAGGAGGAUGAUGAUGAUGAUGAAGACAGUGGUUAUAUUGCAGUCCAGUCCUUCCCAGCUUUGAUUGACCUCCCGCAGGAAUCAGAAGCUUCAAAGAUAAGCUGUGGGUCACGUCACACGGCUGCAGUAACAUGUUCCGGUGAGUUGUACACUUGGGGUUGGGGAAGAUAUGGCCAACUUGGCCAUGGAGAUAUAAAGAGCUUGGAUCAUCCAACACGUGUGAAUUUUUUUUCUCAAACAAAGUUAUCUGUUGUAGAUGUGAACUGUAGACAUUGGAAUACUUUUGUGUUGUGCCAGGAUGCUAAAUAA